AUGUCAGAAGAGGAAGAAGCGGCGUUUUCUGAAGACCCCAGGGUGCAGUAUUUAGGCGAGACACUUUGCCGGAUGCUCAACCUCAAAACUGAUACGUGGAUCAAAUUUGUCAACGCAGAAAAAAAUGAAACACUUUUUACAGCGUUUUUCGAAACACAUAUUAGAGUGUUGUUUUUCAGCGUGACAGCGUCUAAAGCUCUAUGUGUUUCGACAGAGUUCUGCCAUCUGUCUAAAGACAAGAAAGUUUAUGUUUUGAAAAAAGGAAAUGGCCCCAUCCAUCCAGAAAACUGUAGGAGUUUUUUACUCUUCGGGGUGCUGUCAACCUGUUUUCUGCCACAGCUGUCAGACACCAUGGAGAAGGUGUGUCUACCGCUUCUGUCAAACAAGAAGAAUCACCAAAUGUGGCCGAAUGUCAUAUCACAGGAUGUGAAGCAGCACAUAGAGAAUUUGCAAAGCAGGGUGACUGUGGUGAAUGGACAAUAUUAUGGCAAAACCAUUCUUCCCAUUCCUGCCAUCAGAGAAUGGAUCGAGCAGUGUCAGGAGGCAACAAUCAUGCUGCAUGACAGUCGUAACAGGGCCAUGAUACAUGCUAUUGAGUCCAUGGUCAUCAGCUGGACACACAUGAUCCAUAAAGUCUUAAGAGAAGAUUCUACUGAACUGAUUGUAAAAGGGUUGAAUCCAGGACCAAAAACUGAACUUGACUUCUGGAGGUCCAGAAAAACAAACAUUCAGAGCAUUCAUGAACAGCUACAGAAUCCAUGUGUUCAAAAAAUGAUGAGGAUUCUGGAAGUUAUAGACAGCAGUUAUUUGCCCUCAUUCAAAGCUUUGACGGAAGCUGUUUCUGAUGCUUUGCAGGAAGCCAGGGCUAUAGACCUUCAUCUUCAGCCUUUAGGAUCAUUGCUGUCUCAGUUGGAAGAGACUGAGUUUCCAUCUUUCCCUGCCCUCAUUCCACCAGUCUUUCAUCUUAUAUUUCUGGUCUGGAGUCACUGUUCAUUCUAUCGUUCACCAGCACGCAUUGUUUCUCUGCUGCAGGAGCUCUGCAACUUCUUCAUUCAGCAGGCCUCUUCACAUCUCGGGGCAGAUGAGCUGCUGAGAGCAGAGAUUGAAGAUGCUUUGGAGAAAAUACAGACUGUAUUGGGAGUUUUUGGAUGUGUCAGGGAAACAUUCAAGGCGUACAGACAGAAAGUGGUUGCUUUGACCAGUCAUUAUUCUUCAGCAAAGUGCUGGGAUUUCCCUUCGGCUCUUGUUUUCACUCGAUUUGAUGGCAUCUUGGCUCGUGUUUUAAAGUUAAAGGCCCUUUUCACCACUAUGCUGGAGUUCCAAAGGAUGGAGAAGCUGGUUUUUGGAGGUCUCAGAGGAAGAGUUUACACUGAGCAGGUCUCUCGGUUACAUAAAGAGUUUCUUCUUCUCUGCAAAGCCAUAAAGGAUCAAGAAUACAAUCCACUCGAUUUGACUUCUCAGGAUUUUGAAAAAGACUUUUCCAGUUUCCAAGAAAAAGUGGCAGAUUUUGAUCGACAACUGUCCAAUAUUUUAUGCCUGGCUUUUCAAGAUUGUUCAGGGUUGGAAUCAGUUUUCAAACUGGUCACCGUGUUCAAACCCCUCUUGGACAGAGACAUCAUAAAGGAAUCUUUAAUUCCUAAGUUUCUUGAAGUGACUGAGCUUUUUGAAGAGGAACUUGACAGGUGCAAACACCUGUUUGAUACACAUCUUGAACAGAAAAAGAGGAACAAACUACAUUUGAACAAGAACAUGCCUGCAAUGACCGGGUCUCUGAAGUGGGCAAAAAUGCUAAGAGACAGAAUUCAAAUCCCUUGGAACAAUUUUCGACUUGUUCUAGAAAUGGAAAUGGAAGGAGCAGAAAUGGAGCUGGCUUUGCAUAAGUACCUGGAGAUGUCCUCUCUUUUGGAUGAGUACGAGAAGCAGGUCUAUUUGAGAUGGUGUGGUGAUAUUAACCAUGUCUGCCAGAUGAACCUCGAUCAGCCCCUAAUCAAAAGAGAUCCUACCACUGACCUGCUGUCGGUAAACAUCAAUCAGGAGCUGAUUGCUGUGCUCAAGGACGUGAAGCAUCUGAAAAUGUUUAAUCAAAUGAAUAUCCCUUCCACUGCUAUGAAGGUGUAUGAAAACAGGCAGAUAUUUUUUGAGAACCUUGGGAGCCUACAUUUAUUGGUGCAGUGGUACAAUAAGGUGAAACAGACAACACUUGAAGUGGAGGCUCCUCUUCUGAAAGAAGAGAUGAAGACUGUUGACCAGCAAAUCCAUCGAGCAGAAACUGAGCUUACAUGGCAAAACCAGAACAGCUGGAAAUAUAUCUGCAUGCUUAAGGACACCGUCUAUCAGCUAGAGAGAAGACUCCAGAAAACUAAAGACAAUAUUGAGAUGAUAAAAGCUCAGAUGAAGGGAUGGAGCAAACAUCUGACAUUUUGCAGAAAAGAUCACAAGAAAGACAUGGUACUACAACUAGAAGAUAAAGCAACGAUAGUGGCACAAAGUUACAGCCUCAUCAGGAAAGAUGCAGAAAUUAUCCACAAUUUGUUACAGGAGAACAUGAUCCUUUUUGAGGCCGAUAGUUCUUCAGAUGAAUGGAAAGCAUAUUUAGAGUAUGUAGAUGAUAUGGUGGUGGAAGGAUUUUUCAGAGUGAUCUCGACUUCUCUGGAGUUUUUCAUUGAGAACAUGGAGGGAUCAGUGAGGCAGGCUCCCUUGUUUGAGGCUCAGAUGCUACUGAUGGGAUCUGAGAUUCAAUUUAAACCAUCUCUUGAUCCAGAUGGUGGGGAUGGACUUUAUGAACUGGUGGAGGAAUUACUUGGUGAUGUGUUCAAGAUGUCUGCUCAAGUCAAGAGAGUGGCACCACACCUCAUUGUGGAGGACUACCAGGUAGACGUCGAGGACAUGAUGGAUCUCUUAGACCUCCGGCAGGAAAUAAUGGAGAAAGUUGAAGAAGUCAUGCAGAAAGCCUCACAAUACCAGGACACAUUUAACCGCUACAGUCCACUGUGGCUUGAUGACAGGGCUGAAUUUCUCAGGCAGUUUCUCCUGUAUGGUCAUGCGCUGACAGCUGAAGAGGUGGAAGCCUAUGGAGAGGAUGCUUUUCCGGAAAAUCCUCCAACCACAGUGCAAUUCAAAAAGCAGAUAAAUUAUUAUGAAGAAGUACACAGAGAAGUCAGCCGUUUAGAGGACUGGCAGGUAUUUGACGGUUGGUUUAGAGUGGAUAUCCGAUCGUUCAAAAUGAGUCUUUUAAACAUGAUCAAAAAAUGGAGCUGGAUGUUUAAGGAGCACCUGAUGUCUUAUGUUACAAACAGCAUUGGUGAGCUGGUGGAGUUCAUGGAGCAGGCUAAAUCCAGGCUUAAAGAGCCAGUGUGCAGUGGAGAUUACCAGGCUCUUGUUGAGGUGAAGGGCUUCCUGCUGGCUAUCAGAAACCGACAGCAUAGUACAGACCGGCUUUUUGAACCUGUCCGUGAAGUGGUCGUUCUUCUGGAGCAGUUUGGGGAAACCUUACCUGACAGUAUUUACAUUCAGCUCGAGGAGUUGCCGGAGAAGUGGAACAGCCUAAAGAAGUUUGCCUGGACAGUGAAACACGAGAUUGCUCCUCUUCAUAAUGCGGAGGUGGCUAUCAUACGCAGGAAGUGUGUAGACUUUGAGAAAAAGCUGUAUCAGUUUAGAGGAAAGUUCAAAACAGAAGCUCCUCUUCAGUACAACACAGAGAAACCUUAUGGUCUCCUGGAUAAAUGUCACAUGGAGAUGCUGGCUUUAGAGGAAGAGAAUGCAGAUCUCCAGGAGUCCUGUAAGCUGUUUGAAGUCAGCAGUCCUGAUAUUAAACAGCUCAGGCUCUGUCAGAGAGAUAUUGCUGUUCUAAAACAGCUCUGGGAUCUGCUGCUGUGUGCUCAGUGCAGUAUAUCAGCCUGGACAGGGACGAAGUGGAGAGAGAUCAACGUGGAACAGAUGGAGACCGAGCUAAGGAGGUUUACAAAAGAAAUGCGGGCUCUUGAUAAAGAGGCACGUGUUUGGGACGUGUAUGUGGGUCUGGAGCGUGUGCUUAGUGAUCUGUUGGCUUCUCUCAGAGCUGUGACAGAACUGCUGAAUCCGGCAAUGAGAGACAGGCACUGGGCCCAGCUGAUCAGCACUACUGGGGUUAAUUUCACACUGUCUAAAGGAACAACGCUGGAGGAUUUUCUGGCUCUGCAGCUGCACAGAUAUGAAGAUGUGGUGCACAGUACUGUUAGCAGAGCAGUCAGAGAGAUCACCACUGAGAAGGUUUUGACUGAAAUUAGCCAGAUGUGGGCUCGGAUGGAGUUUGCAUAUGAAGAGCAUUACCGCACCGCUACACCAAUGCUGAAAUGCAGUGAUGAGCUUUUAGAGAGUCUGGAGGAGAGCCAGGUGCAGUUGCAGGUGCUGCUGUACAGUAAGCAGGCAGUGUUUUUCCAUGAGCAGGUGCUGGAGCUGCAGGCCCAGUUGACUCAGGCUGACUCAGUGCUGCUGCUGUGGCUGGAGGUGCAGAGGACCUGGGCUCAUCUGGAAAGCAUCUUCAUGAGCUCCGAAGACAUCCAACAGCAGCUGCCAGAGGAGGCACAGCAGUUCAGCUCCAUCGAUUCAGACUUUAAGGACCUUAUGUUUAAAAGUGUCAAUACGAAAAAUGUCAUUGCUGCAACCAACAGACCCAAUCUUCUACCAACACUUGAAGAUCUGCAAAGGAGACUGGCUGUAUGUGAGAAAGCUCUGGCCAAAUACCUGGAGGCCAAGAGAAUGGCUUUUCCACGUUUCUACUUUCUCUCCUCCGCUGAUUUACUGGACAUCCUUUCCAAGGGCCGCCAGCCUCGACAGGUUACCUGUCACCUGGGUAAGCUUUUUGACAGUAUGACUGAUCUACAGUCUGACAAGGAGGGGGAAAAGGCCACAUCUGCGGUGGGAAUGUUCAGCAGAGAUGGAGAAUAUGUUUCGUUCUGUUCACCAUGUGACUGCGUUGGACCGGUUGAGCUCUGGCUGAACUGUCUGGAGGAUGUGAUGAAAGAGGGAAUGAGGAGACUCAUAGCUGAGGCUGUGGUCAUGUAUGAGGAACGGUCACGCGAACACUGGGUUUUGGAACUGCCAGCUCAGGUGGCCCUCACUGCCUCUCAGAUCUGGUGGUCCGCCGACAUGAACCUGGCAUUUGAACGGUUGGCUGAGGGAUUUGAGACAGCACUCAGAGACUACAACAAAAAACAGAUUGCCCAGCUAAACUCCUUGAUAAACAUGUUAUUGGGGGAACUGAACCCGGGUGACAGGCAGAAGAUCAUGACCCUGUGCACCAUAGAUGUUCACGCCAGAGAUGUGGUCUCCAAACUCAUCGCUCAGAAGGUUAGCAGUGCUCAGGCGUUCGCCUGGGUUUCUCAGCUCCGCCACAGCUGGAAUGACAAGCAGAAACACUGCUUUAUCAACAUCUGCGAUGCCCAGUUUUGUUAUUCUUAUGAAUACCUGGGCAACACGCCACGUCUGGUCAUUACACCCCUCACAGACAGGUGCUAUAUAACACUGACCCAGUCAUUGCACUUGACAAUGAGUGGUGCUCCAGCAGGACCAGCUGGCACAGGAAAGACUGAAACCACUAAAGACCUGGGCAGAGCUCUGGGCAUCAUGGUCUACGUCUUCAACUGCUCUGAACAGAUGGACUAUAAGUCCAUAGGGAACAUCUUUAAAGGUCUGGCACAAACGGGGGCUUGGGGCUGCUUUGAUGAGUUUAACCGGAUCGCUGUGGAAGUGCUGUCAGUGGUGGCAGUGCAGGUGAAGACCAUACACGAUGCCAUUCGCAACCAGAGGAAGAGAUUCCUGUUUUUAGAGGGAGAAAUUAGCUUAAAACCUUCUAUUGGGAUCUUCAUCACAAUGAACCCUGGGUAUGCCGGACGAACUGAGCUGCCGGAGAACCUCAAAGCUCUUUUCAGGCCAUGUGCCAUGGUGGUUCCUGACAUGGAGCUGAUCUGUGAGAUCAUGUUAAUGUCUGAGGGAUUUCAAAGUGCUCAGAUUCUGGGCAACAAGUUCAUCACCCUCUACAGGCUCUGUAAGCAGCUGCUCUCUAAACAGGAUCACUACGACUGGGGUUUGCGUGCUGUUAAACCUGUGCUGGCUGUUGCUGGAGCUCUCAGAAGAUCAGAUCGGACUAGGCCAGAAAAUCAGGUGUUGAUGCAGGCUUUGAGGGAUUUCAACAUGCCGAAGAUCAUAUCAGAAGAUGUUCCCGUCUUCCUCUGUCUGAUUGGAGAUUUGUUCCCUGGUCUGGAAGUGGAAAGGCGGAUUGAUGCAGAGUUUGAACAUUUAGUCCGUCAGACUAGUCUAGACUUAAAGCUUCAACCUGAAGACACAUUCAUUCAGAAGGUUGUCCAACUGGAGGAGCUUCUGUCUGUUCAUCACUCAGUGUUUGUGGUUGGUGAGGCCGGGACUGGAAAAAGUCAGAUCCUAAAAACUCUUCACAAAACCUACUUCAGCAUGGGAAGGAAGCCUUUCUGGAACGAUCUGAACCCCAAAUCAAUGAGCAAUGAUGAACUGUUUGGAUUCUUCCAUCCUGCCACUCGGGAAUGGAAAGAUGGUUUAUUGUCACAUUUCAUGCGGGAUCAAGCCAGUAACUCUCACUCAGGGCCCAAGUGGAUUGUUCUGGAUGGAGACAUUGACCCCAUGUGGAUUGAGUCUCUUAACACCGUCAUGGAUGACAACAAGGUUCUUACUUUGGCUAAUAAUGAACGGAUUCCUCUCACUCCCUCGAUGAGACUACUGUUUGAGAUCAGCCAUCUGAAACACGCCACCCCUGCCACUGUGUCUCGAGCUGGCAUACUGUACAUCAAUCCUCAAGAGCUUAGCUGGAGCCUAUCUGUUACGAGUUGGAUUGAUCGCAGAGAGAGACAAACUGAGAGAGCACACCUGACCAUUCUGUUUGACAAAUACAUCCCUCGCUGUAUAGAAAAAAUGAGAAGCUCCUUUAAGACCAUCAUUCCUAUUCCUGAGAACAGCAUGGUUCAGACUCUCUGCUCCCUGCUGGAUUGCCUGUUAACCCUGGAAAACAUCCCGGCUGAUUCUUCAAGGGAACUGUAUGAGAUGUACUUUGUGUUUGCCUGUGUGUGGGCUUUUGGUGGAGCCACCGUCCAGGAUCAGCUUCAUGACUAUCGGGCUGAGUUCAGCCAGUGGUGGAUCAAAGAGAUGAAGAGUGUGAAGUUUCCUGUCCAGGGCUCUGUGUUUGACUUCUACUUAGAUCCUCACUCCAGACGCUUUGUGCCCUGGACCGACAGUAUACCUGCUUUUGAGAUGGACCCCGAUACACCUGUACAGGCUGUGUUAGUGCCCACAGCGGAGACGGUCAGACUGCAGUAUUUGAUGUCCAUGUUGCUGGAGGCGUCUCAGCCUGUCAUGCUGGUUGGCGGAGCAGGCACAGGGAAGACCGCCGUCAUCAAGAAUCUUCUGGAAACACUUCCAGAAAACUUCAUAACGGCUAAAGUUCCCCUUAAUUUUUAUACAACUGCGUUGAUGCUGCAAAAGGAGAUGGAGAAACCUCUGGAGAGGAAGGCUGGCAGGAGCUUCGCACCGCCGAGAAACAAGAGACUGCUCUAUUUCAUUGAUGACAUGAACAUGGCAGCCGUGGAUGGUUACGGGACAUCCCAACCACACGCUCUUAUUCGCCAACAUCUGGAUUAUCAGCACUGGUAUGACAUCCAGAAGUUAACAAUGAAAGACAUAAACAACGUUCAUUAUGUGUCUUGUAUGAAUCCAACAUCAGGGAGUUUCACAAUCAACCCCAGAUUGCAGAGGCAUUUCACAGUGUUAGAGGUCAGCUCACCCAGCCGUGAGACCCUCAGCUCCAUCUACGGCUCCAUCCUGAACAUCCACCUGCAGAUGCUGCCGUUCAGCCCAGCUGUGAUGAGGAGCAGUGCACCUGUCCUGAAAGCAGCUUUAACCCUCCAUGACCGAGUCCUUCAGCACUUCCUCCCCUCCUCCUCAAAGUUUUUUCAUCUUUUCAACCUGUGGGAUCUGUCUCGGAUCUUCCAGGGUCUCCUGUUCUCCAGGCCAGAGUGUGUUAGACGGGGUGCAGAUCUAAUUCAGCUUUGGAUCCAUGAAUCCAGAAGAGUGUAUUCGGAUCGCUUUUCUGAACCAUCAGAUCUUCAGAUGUUUCUUAGGUUGCAGGUGGACAUUGCACAACAGGCUUCAGAGGAAAUAGAAGAAGACUCAGUGCUGUUUCAGGAGCCUGCAAUAUACCUGCACAGCAAUCUGGGCUCUGUUGAAUUCUCCUAUAUGCCAGUAUCAGGAUUGGAGCAUCUCAGCUGUGUCCUCAAUAAGGCUCUGAACGACUACAAUGAGCUCCACUCCACCAUGAACCUGGUGCUGUUCCAGGAAGCCAUGCAGCAUGUUUGUCGGAUCAGUCGCAUCCUGGCUUGUCCGAGAGGCCAUGCCCUGCUCAUAGGUGUGGGUGGCAGUGGUAAACAGAGCCUGACCCGCCUUGCCGCACACCUCUCCAACAUGGAUUUGUUUCAGCCCAAACUCAGCAAGGGAUAUGGCAUACAGGAUCUGAAGAUGGACUUGGCCAGACUGUACAUAAAGACAGGAGUGAAAAACAUACCCACAGUCUUGCUCCUCACAGACGCUCAGAUCCCAGAGGAUCAGUUUUUCGUCAUCAUCAGCACCCUGAUCUCUUCAGGUGAGAUUCCCGAUCUCUUGAGUGAAGAGGAGGUGGAAGGUGUUAGGAAAGCAGUGAGGAGUGAAGUGCGAGAUCUGGGUCUGCUGGACAACAACGAGAACUGCUGGAGCUUCUUCAUGAAUCGAGUGCGACAUCAGCUCAAGGUCGUACUCUGCAUGUCUCCAGUUGGUAAUGCUCUGCGUCUGCGUGUCCGGCGUUUCCCGGCUCUGCUGAGCUGCACCACUCUGGACUGGUUCCAGGAAUGGCCCCAGGAGGCUCUUCAGUCUGUCAGCUUAAAGUACCUGCAGGAAAUCCCAAGUAUUGAGCCGACCGUUCGGGAAUCCAUCAGUCUUUUCAUGGCCCACGCGCACACCAGCGUCAAGCGGGUUAGCGAGCGUUACUGCCGCAACGAGAAGAGGCACAACUACAGCACGUCCAAGAGCUUCCUGGAGCAGCUGAGGCUUUACAAGAGUCUGCUGGAAAACAGGGAGAAGGAACUGCAUCGGAGACUCGGCAGGCUUCAGUCUGGCCUUCAGAAAAUCAAGAGCACUGCUUCUCAGGUGGAGGAUCUGACAAUAAAGCUGAACUCUCAGGAAGUGGAGCUAAUGCUGAAAAACCAGGCGGCUGAGGCUCUUAUGGCCAGAAUCGGCCUGCAGACAGAAAGAGUGAGCCAGAAGAGAGAAGAUGCAGACCUGGAGGAGCAAAAGGUGGCAGCUAUGCAAGCAGAGGUGUCUCGAAGACUGAGAGAAUGUGAAAUGGAUCUGGCUAAAGCUGAACCUGCUUUAGAAGCAGCUACAGCUGCUCUCCAAACACUCAACAAGGUAAAUCUGACAGAGUUAAAGACGUUUCCGAAUCCCCCGGAGGCCGUGAUUAAUGUCACAGCGGCUGUGAUGGUUCUUUUGGCUCCACGUGGGCAAAUUCCUAAAGACCGCGGGUGGAAGGCCGCCAGAGUCUUCAUGGGCAAGGUGGAUGACUUUCUGCAGGCUCUUCUUUCUUAUGAUAAAGAGCACAUCCCUCAGUCGUGUCUGAUUGUGGUAAAGCAAGAAUACCUUAAAAAUCCACAGUUUCAUCCCGAUCACGUCCGGACCAAGUCCUAUGCAGCUGCAGGUCUCUGUGCCUGGGCCAUCAACAUAGUGCGCUACUAUGAGGUUUAUUGUGAGGUUGCACCGAAACGUCUGGCUCUGGCACAAGCCAACAGUGAACUAGAAACUGCUACCACAAAACUCCUCAGUGUUCGAAAGAAACUGGAAGAUCUGGACCGGCACCUGCAAAGCCUAACAGCUCAGUUUGAGAGGGCAGCGACUGAGAAACUGCACUGCCAGGAGGAAGUGACCCGCACCAGCCAGACCAUUAAACUGGCCAAUCGGCUGGUGGGAGGCCUGCAGGCAGAAAACGUGCGCUGGUCUGAGGGUCAGCUGGAGCUGGAGGAUCAGCUGAGGACUGUGUGUGGUGAUGUGCUUAUAGCAGCUGCUUUUGUCUCUUACGCUGGAUAUUUCACACAGCCGUAUCGUCAUCAGCUCCUUCACGACAUGCUGAUUCCUUUCCUCAGAGAACUCCAGACCCCUGUCCCGCUGACAGACGGUCUGGACCCUGUACUUACGCUGACUGACCAGGCCACUGUGGCAGGCUGGCAGAACCAGGGCCUGCCAGCUGAUCGGCUGUCCAUUGAAAAUGCAGCCAUCCUGAUGUCCAGCCAGCGCUGGCCUCUGAUCGUGGAUCCUCAGCAACAGGCCAGCAAGUGGAUCCGAAACCUGUACGGGCCCAGCCUGAGGGUGCUGCAGUAUGGACAGAAAGGGUAUCUGGAUGUAAUUGAGCAGGCUUUGGCCUGUGGUGAGGUGGUCUUGAUUAAGAACAUGAAGGAGCGAGUGGACCCCCCCCUGGAACCACUGCUAGGAAGACAAACCUUAAAGAAAGGAAGGUACAUCAGACUGGGUGAUAAGGAGUGUGAGUAUGACAAAGGUUUUCGUCUUCUUCUACACACUAAGCAAGCAAACCCUCACUUUCCGCCAGAGAUGCAGGCCCAGACCACGCUGAUCAACUUCACCGUGACCCGCUCCGGUCUGGAGGAUCAGCUCCUGGGGCAAGUGGUCACGCAAGAAAGGCCUGAGCUGGAGAUGAUGAAGCUGGAGCUGAGCACUCAGCAGAACUUGUGUCAGAUUGAGCUAAAGAGACUUGAGGAUGAACUGUUGAGCAAACUGUCAGCGGCAGAGGGAAACUUCCUGAGAGAUACAGCCCUAGUGGAGCAGCUGGAACACACCAAGAACACUGCCAGACACAUCCAGAACAAGGCUGUUGCAGCUCGAGAGAAUGAGAUAAAGACCAACGAGGCACGAGAUCUCUACAGGCCAGCAGCAGAAAGAGCCGCUCUGCUCUACUUCAUUAUAAAAGAACUCCACUAUGUUAAUCCCAUGUACCAGUACUCCCUCAAGGCCUUCAACAAAGUGUUCCUGAAAGCCAUUGCGAGAGCUCCAAGUGAUGAAGAUGUGUCCCUGCGUGUUUUAUCUCUGACCGAGUCCAUCACCCAUUCAGCCCUUCAGUUCACCUGCCAGGGGCUCUUCCAGCGAGACCGACUCACCUUCCUCACCCACACCGCCCUCCAGGUUCUCCUGAUGAGGGGCUCCAUUGAUGCUCAGGAUCUGGAGAUUCUGCUGAGGUUUCCUGUAGAGGUUUAUGAGAGCAGUCCUGUCAGCUUCCUGUCGCCACAGGCCUGGGGUGCUAUUAAGAGCAUCUCCAUGCAAGAUGCAUUCAGGGGUCUGGACAGGGAUGUUGAAGGGUCUGCCAAACGCUGGAGGAAACUGGUGGAGUCUGAGUGUCCUGAAAGAGAGCGUUUCCCUCAGGACUGGAAGACCAAGAGCCCUCUCCAGAGACUCAUCAUUCUAAGAGCUAUCCGGCCUGACAGGAUGACCUACGCUCUCCGAAAUUUUAUCGAGGACAGUUUGGGACCCAAGUAUGUCGACAUCAGUGGGAUGGAGUUUGAAAAGUGUUUUGAGGAGUGCAGUCCAACUACACCAGCGUUCUUCAUUCUUUCUCCUGGAGUCAAUCCUGUCAAAGAUGUAGAAACACUUGGGCUGAAGCUUGGAUUUACCACGGACAGAGGGAACAUCCAUAAUGUGUCCUUAGGUCAAGGACAAGAAACUGUUGCUGAAAGAGUAUUGGAGACCGCAGCUAAAAACGGACACUGGGUCAUCCUGCAGAAUGUCCACCUGCUGUCACAGUGGUUGAGUCGUCUGGAGGAGAUGUUGGAGAACACAGCUAGCAAUGCUCACUCAAACUACAGAGUGUUCAUGAGUGGAGAACCAGCCCCCAAUCCACAUGAGCAUCUGAUCCCUCGCGCCAUCCUGGAGAACGCUUUCAAACUCACCACUGAACCCCCCACUGGCAUGAACUCCAGCCUACAUGCCGCUCUGAACAACUUCAGCCAGGAUACCCUGGAAAUGUGUUCUCGAGAGCAGGAGUUUAAAGGACUCAUGUUCUCGCUGUGUUACUUCCAUGCCUGUGUGAGUGAGAGGCGGAAGUUUGGACCUCAAGGUUGGAACCACAGAUACCCAUUCAACAACGGAGAUCUCAAUAUUUCAGCUAAUGUUCUGUACAACUACCUGGAGGCCAGUACCAAAGUACCAUGGGAGGAUCUUUGUUAUCUGUUUGGAGAGAUCAUAUACGGAGGACACAUCACUGAUGAGAGAGACAGGACGCUCUGCCGCACGUACCUCCAGGAGUUCAUCAAUCCCAAGAUGUUUGAAGGGGAGCUGGUUUUGUGUCCUGGCUUUCCUGCUCCUCCAGAUCUGGACUACAGUGGGUAUCACAGGUAUAUGGAUGAAAGGUUGCCCUCUGAAAGCCCCGCUCUCUUCAGGCUGCACCCGAAUGCUGAGAUUGAGUUCAUGACGACCACGUCUGAGACCCUCUUCAAAACCUUACUGGAGCUGCAGCCCAGAGAAUCCACAACAGCAGAGGGAGCAGCACAGUGCACAGAGGAGAAGGUGAGGAGUGUUGUGGAUGAGCUCCUGGAGAAGUUGCCUGAGGAGUAUAAUAUGCCAGAGCUGAUGUCUAAAAUGGCCCACAGGAGCCCGUAUGUCCUGGUUUGUCUGCAGGAGUGUGAACGCAUGAAUCUACUGCUGGAACACAUACACACAUCAUUAAAAGAGCUCCAUCUGGCACUCAAGGGUGAACUGAGUCUCUCUUCAGACAUGGAGCUCCUCCAAACGGCUCUGUUCUAUGAUGUUGUUCCUGAGAGCUGGAGCAGGCUGACCUUUCCUUCAACUAAAACCCUGCCUCAGUGGUUUAGUGAUGUUCUGGCUCAGUGUCGAGAGCUGGACACGUGGACUCAAGACUUUGUGUUUCCCGCUGUGGUUUGGAUCUCCGGACUCUUUAGCCCCCAAUCAUUUCUUACAGCGAUUAUUCAGAGUAUAGCUCGCAAAAACAAGUGGCCUUUAGAUAAGAUGAGCCUAUCUGUGGACGUCACCAAGAAAAGCAAGGAUGAUUAUGGGCAUCCGCCUCGAGAGGGAGCAUACAUACAUGGACUCUACAUAGAGGGUGCACGCUGGGAUUGCACCUCAGGUCUGCUGUCAGAGGCUGUCCUGAAAGAUUUGACUCCAGCAAUGCCAGUGCUGUACAUAAGAGCAGUGCCCGUCGACCAGCAGGAUGUGAAGAACAUAUAUGAAUGUCCAGUAUACCGCACAAAACAACGCGGCACCACGUACAUCUGGAGCUUCCCUCUCAAAACACACCACCCUCCAGCAAAAUGGGUUCUCGCUGGAACGGCCCUGCUUCUGUGUGUGUAAAA
Molecule: messenger RNA, 13400 nt
Organism: Danio aesculapii
Lineage: Eukaryota; Metazoa; Chordata; Actinopteri; Cypriniformes; Danionidae
Product: dynein axonemal heavy chain 11
Biological process (GO): microtubule-based movement
Cellular component (GO): dynein complex
Molecular function (GO): dynein light intermediate chain binding; ATP binding; minus-end-directed microtubule motor activity
Source: RefSeq, a predicted model, not a curated record